Molecule: messenger RNA, 1575 nt
Organism: Capronia epimyces CBS 606.96
Lineage: Eukaryota; Fungi; Ascomycota; Eurotiomycetes; Chaetothyriales; Herpotrichiellaceae
Exons: 1
Coding region: 1-1575 (524 amino acids)
Molecular function (GO): oxidoreductase activity, acting on paired donors, with incorporation or reduction of molecular oxygen; monooxygenase activity; heme binding
Source: RefSeq, a predicted model, not a curated record
AUGAUCCUGGAGGUGCCAUGCCGUCUGUGGAUCGCGUUAGCCAUCAUUUUAUUAUACGGUGUUUUUCGCUCUGGUUCAAAUAUCGCAAAACUCAAGACGAUUCCCGGACCGUGGCUAUACGCCACUACGAGGUUUAGACUAGCUGUGGAUGCAUGGCAAGCACGGUCAGUCCAGGCUAUUCUCAGCCUUCACAGACAAUAUGGACCGGUGGUUCGCAUCGGGCCCAACGAGGUUUCAUUCAACAGCUUGUCUGCCCUGAAGGCCAUUUAUGGCGCCGGAAGCGUGUUUGAACGAACAGACUUUUACCGCAUGUUCGACGUCUAUGGCCGGCCCAACCUUUUCACGUUUGGGUCCGGAAAGCUGCACCGGGAUCGGAAGAAAUUGAUCAGCCACAUCUAUGCGAACCAAACCGUGCUGGGGCCAGAUUUCGGGCCCUUGGUGCAGAACAAAGUGACCGGUUUCCUCUCCCUUCUUGAGCAAGAGCCGGAGCAUGCGAGCGAGAUCUUUGGAAGCCUGCAUUACUUCUCCCUGGAUGCGAUUUCUGAAUUUGUAUAUGGACCAGAUUAUGGAGGGACAAAGGCAUUGUCUGGCUGCAAGCAAUCCCGGGAAUUGAUACAAGACAUCCUUAAUCCGGCUCGGAGACGCUUGGCAUGGUACACGGUGCACUUUCCUGCCUAUACCAAGUGGAUUACCACGCGCUCCGGAUUGCUGGAGAGGUGUAUCACAUCUCUUGGGCUGAUGCCCAUGCGCAAGCCCUACACAUAUUCCGGCAUUCGCCAACAUGCUCUGAGGGCUUUCCAUAGCUUCAGAAAUGCUCCUGCAUUGGACCGUGUAAAUGCCGCCGAUAACACGGUCAUCGGCCGUCUGCUCAAAGUGCAGGAGAUGGCCAACAUGACGGAUAUGGACAUUGCUUCAGAAUGCGCUGACCACCUCCUAGCCGGCAUCGACACCACAGCUGAUUCCUUGAUGUUCAUGAUUUGGGCAUUGUCGCUACCUCAGCAUCAGGAAUACCAGGAAAGGCUGAGGAGAGAGCUCUCAAGAAUCUCCGUGGACGCUAGUGGGUUCCCUAUUCCGAAGGAGUUGACCCAGCUACCCUACUUGAACGCGGUUGUUCGAGAGUGUUUGCGUCUGUAUUCACCUUUGCCCACCUUUGAGCCUCGCUCGUCAACAGUCGACACUGUCAUUGACGGCUAUGAGAUUCCCGCCGGCACUAUCGCUGGUGCGUCUCCCUUCUGCCUUCACCGGGAUGAGGGCGUCUUUCCCUCCCCGUUGAGCUUCAGGCCGGAGAGAUGGCUGACAUCUUCUGGAACCCUUGUCCCUGAAUCGGAUCUCCGGAAUCGAUAUUUCUGGGCCUUCUCAAGUGGUGCACGCAUGUGUAUCGGAGUGCACCUGGCCAACGCAGAAAUGUUCACACUGAUUGCUGCAUUGUAUCGGAGGUACAAGACGUCGGCACGUCACCCAGACACGUCGCCAGGUAUCACAAGCAGGUUUGAGGUAUUCAGUGAUGAAACUAUGCCGAAGAUGGUUGAGCACGAAUGUUGGAUUGACUUUGUCAAGCUGACUGAGAGCAAUUGA